AACACGAAACAAUGUGAAAAAACCCCCCUGAUUGCUCAAGCUUUUUUUUUUCACUGUGUGGUUUUUGGUAGGGCGGCACUCUAGCCCAAAGACAAGACAAACUAUCAGAUAUCUCACAAACAUAACAGGUUUUUCACCACAGUGCAACUCAGCAGAAGACAUGAGUUUAAGGUAAGUUUAGAGGAAUGUAACAUGCCUAUAGACAGUUAUUUGUCAGGUUUAAUUUUGAUGAAGUUUCAUUUUUCAUGUGAAAAAUUGUUGCACAAGUUAACUUUUAAUCUUUUUUUCAUGAUGUGGUUUUUGUUAAGGCAGAAUCUCUGAAUUAAUCUGAAAAAAAAAAAAAACCCCAGGAAAUAUUCAUUUUCAAAAGAACACCCUACAGCUUUUUCACAACAGUAAAAUUAAACAGAAGACUUGACAGUUGAUGUUUGCAAAGAUUGAAAAUGGCAAACUUCACAUCCACAUAUGACAAUGUGAGUGAUGGUGCUGCAUACCUUUGUGAUACUAAUGUUCCCACCAUCACUGGUCCCCUUUUCAUCUUGAUCUUCAUCCUCAGUAUCACAUGCAACAGUCUCCUCUUAUGUGUUCUCUUCAUCUACGAAAAUCUGAAAAGUAUCACAAAUAUUUUCAUCCUGAACCUGGCCUGCUCCGAUUUGAUCUUCACCAUCACACUUCCAUUCUGGGCUGUUGAUCAUCUUCACCACUGGGUCUUUCGGGACUUUGUCUGCAAAUUCGUGACUGCUGCAUUCUUUGUUGGUCUGUACAGCAGUGUCAUUCUGCUGACUGCCAUGACAGUGGAUCGUUUCAUUACUGUGGUGCUGCACAACUGGCCGAUCAGCUAUGCCAGAAUGAAGAGGUGUGCAAUUGGUGCCUGUAUAGCUGCCUGGGUCAUCAGCAUCUCAGCGUCCCUGAGUGAUGCAAUGAAAGUAAAGGUUGAAAACUGGUAUGGUAAAAACUAUUGCUAUUAUGAAUCUGAAGAAAAGCUUGGACGUUAUCUCCAAGUGUCACUGCUAUUCUUCCUCCCAUUUGCCAUCAUUAUUUUCUGCUAUUCUGCCAUCCUCAAGACAGUUUUACAAGGUUUAAACAGAAAGAAGUUCAGGACUGUGGCUGUGCUGUUGUUUAUUGUUGCAGUCUUUUUCAUUUGCUGGGGGCCAUACCAUAUUGUGCUUUUAAUCAAGUCUCUCAAUACAAACAAAGAUUGUAAUGUACUGAAACGGUUAGAAGUUGCCUACCAUAUUUGUGAAAUGCUUGCCUAUUCUCACUGCUGUAUGAACCCUCUGCUAUAUGUGCUCUCACAGAAGUUGCAAAAGCAUCUGUUGAAUCUUUUACGCUGUGAAAAAGUGAACAGGAAGAAGAGAGAGACAAGCACCAGCCUGAACACUUCACAACAUUUCACAUUGCAGAGCUCUGCUGUUUAGAUGGAACUGCACAACUAUCCAUUAAAAAGUCACUUGUGAUAUUGAACCUUGAUUCAGGCUGAUACAGUCAAAGUACUUUGAUGUGUAAGUGUAUUAACACACUCGCUGAGGCAAACAAAAGCAGUAGCUUUCGAUAAAAGCUACAGCACGGAAUCUUGGGAUAAUUUUUGAUCAAUCUCUGUCUGUUGAUGCUCAUAUCAAGUCUUUGAUCCGCUCCUGCUUUUUUCAUUUAAGAAAUAUUGCUAAACUUUUCUUUUUCUUCUCCAAAGUUGAAAUGGAGAUGCUUGUCCAUGCCUUCAUCUCCUCCCAGUUAGACUAUUGUAACGCAUUCUUUUCCUGUCUGGCUUCCCUAAAUCACCUUCAAGCGGUCUAAAAUGCUGCAUCAAGGCUUUUAACCCACAGUAAUAAAUUCUCCCAUAUCACUCCCAUGUUAAAAUCCUUGCACUGGCUUCCAGUUGGGUACAGAUAUCAGUUCAAAAUCCUCACUUUUAAGUUUAUGUCUUUACGAAAGGGCCUCACCUAAAUAUCACUGAGCUUCUUCAUCCCUACUCUCCAAAGAGGAUCUUUAGAUCCACUGAGUGGUCUUCUGAUGAUUCCACGGACCCGUUUGAAAACAAAGGGGGAUCGCACUUUUCAAACCCUUGCUCCAAUACUGUGGAACAGUUUACCUCCCCCGCAACACACCAUCGACUCUGUGGUUUCUUUUAAAAGACAGCUUAAAAAAUCUGUUUAGACAGGCAUUUGGGUAAUGUUUGUGUCUAAUAUGUUGUUUUGUUUGACAUGCUUUUAUACUUCCUUUAUAUUGUUAUAUUGUUUGUUUGAUAUGCUUUUAUUAUUCCCAUGUGAAGCACUUUGUAAUAGCUUCUUGUUUUAAAAAGUGCUAUAUAAAUAAAUUUUACUUACUUACUUAGUAGUUCACAACAUAUAUAGAUAUGACAAAUUGUAUUUUUUAAUAAACAAAAAGUGUAAAGGUUGGGAUAAACAUAAAGGUCUGCUUGUCAGCAAAUAACUACAGAGUAACUGAAGUAAUGAGGAUUCAUUAAUUCAUUGAUAGUUAAAGCUGUAUCAAUCAGGUUAAUGUCAUGAACUGAAUUAAUAAAUGCACUGUGUUACAAAUA
This is a messenger RNA of Oreochromis niloticus (Nile tilapia), 2536 nucleotides long. RefSeq names its product chemokine XC receptor 1. Gene Ontology annotation, molecular function: C-C chemokine receptor activity; C-C chemokine binding. Gene Ontology annotation, cellular component: external side of plasma membrane; membrane. The record is from RefSeq and is a predicted model, not a curated record. NCBI's taxonomy places the organism in Eukaryota, Metazoa, Chordata, Actinopteri, Cichliformes, Cichlidae. The transcript is spliced from 2 exons. Gene Ontology annotation, biological process: positive regulation of cytosolic calcium ion concentration; calcium-mediated signaling; G protein-coupled receptor signaling pathway. The coding region runs from base 444 to 1418 and encodes 324 amino acids.